Molecule: messenger RNA, 1615 nt
Organism: Gekko japonicus
Lineage: Eukaryota; Metazoa; Chordata; Lepidosauria; Squamata; Gekkonidae
Gene: RNF220
Product: ring finger protein 220
Exons: 11
Coding region: 87-998 (303 amino acids)
Biological process (GO): protein ubiquitination
Molecular function (GO): metal ion binding; ubiquitin protein ligase activity
Source: RefSeq, a predicted model, not a curated record
UGAAACAAACAUGGCGGCGGCCGCUGUUGCUGGGAGUUGAUCGCAGGUGCCGGGGCCGCUGCCUGCAUCCGCCUUCAUCCCCGGACAUGCAGAACGAGAGGAGAGAGCCCGGUGGCCGGGAGGAGACCUUUCUCCGAGUGAGAGCAAACAGGCAGACCCGGCUGAAUGCUCGGAUUGGGAAAAUGAAACGGCGGAAGCAAGAUGAAGGGCAGGUAUGUCCCCUCUGCAGCCAGCCUCUCUCAGGAUCCGAGGAGGAGAGGAGUAGGCAUGUCGAACAAUGCCUAGCAAAGAGAGAAGGUUCAUGCAUGAUGGAGGAUGACUCUGUAGACAUUGAGAAUGAGAAUGGUAAUCGCUUUGAAGAGUACGAAUGGUGUGGACAGAAGAGGAUACGUGCCACCACCCUACUGGAGGGGGGAUUUCGAGGAUCUGGGUUCGUCAUGUGCAGUGGCAAGGAGAAUCCAGACAGUGAUGCUGACCUUGAUGUGGAUGGAGAUGACACACUGGAAUACGGGAAACCACAAUACACAGAAGCAGAUAUCAUUCCAUGUACUGGGGAAGAACCAGGGGAAGCUAAAGAGAGAGAGGCACUUCGAGGUGCUGUCUUAAAUGGUGGCACACCUAGUACCCGAAUAACACCAGAAUUCUCUAAGUGGGCAAGUGAUGAAAUGCCAUCAACGAGUAAUGGGGAGAGCAGUAAACAGGAGCCCAUGCAAAAGACCUGCAAGAACAGCGACAUAGAAAAGAUUACAGAAGAUUCAGCAGUGACAACAUUUGAAGCGCUAAAGGCUCGCGUCCGUGAGUUAGAAAGGCAGCUCUCCCGUGGGGACCGCUAUAAAUGUCUCAUUUGCAUGGACUCAUACACGAUGCCCCUGACCUCGAUUCAGUGCUGGCACGUGCACUGUGAGGAAUGCUGGCUGAGGACUUUGGGUGCUAAGAAGCUGUGCCCUCAGUGCAACACCAUCACCUCUCCAGGGGACCUCAGGCGCAUCUACUUAUGAAGGACAUGGCUGCUCAGACCAGAUUGCCACACCAGGGGGACUGGGAAAAAUGGCAGCAGCAGCGGCGGCAAGAGACAUUUACAAACUAGAGACUCCAAAUGUGGACUAGAGGCUGAAGGAGCCACACAAUGCCUCUGCUUCCAAACUUGUCGCUGGCACCGCCAACUCCACGAGAAGGCCAAACCAGAAUCUUUAUUGUGAACUGCCCGCCCCCCCACAAACUGAUGUUCUGCACCUGUCCCAUUUCGCCAUGAGGUGUGGUUCCAUCGUGGAUGACUUGCAAGCCUUUUCAGGGGAACGUCUUGGUAGCCGAGCCACCCUAUGAGCCAACCUGUGAAGGGACUGGAUCUUCCACAGCAGGAACCCUCCCGAGCUGUAACUUGUGUUCUUUCCCCCUCCUUUUUUGUGGUGGUCUAGUGGUUUUAAAAACAAAACGCCUACACCCACACUUCCACAAUGGCAGAAUGAAGCACAUGUAAUAUAAACUCUAUAUGUUUACAAUGUUGUGUAUAAAUGGGAUAGACUCCAACAUUACAUACUAAUAUGUUGCCCUUUUAUGUUUUUCCUUUGUUUUUGGGUUGUACUUUUUUUAAAAAAAUAAGAGAAAAAAAUAAGCA